This is a messenger RNA of Cyphellophora attinorum, 3108 nucleotides long. RefSeq lists its product as uncharacterized. The transcript has a single exon. Bases 1 to 3108 code for a protein of 1035 amino acids. The record is from RefSeq and is a predicted model, not a curated record. Gene Ontology annotation, molecular function: protein binding. Lineage: Eukaryota; Fungi; Ascomycota; Eurotiomycetes; Chaetothyriales; Cyphellophoraceae.
AUGGCGCCGGUCCCCUCGCGAAAUGCUCUACGAGCACUGCGGGCUCUAGCCUUCUCAACGCCGACCCUCGUUGCCGGCGCAGUCGGUAGCGCAUGCUGCGCUGCAGGCGUUUACUGUGAAGCAAGGAGCCGGGUCAGGCUGGCAGAGAAAAUAAUUGCCACCAAACGCACGCUUCGAUCGAUAUCGGAUGGUCGUGGCAAUGCACGUGUUGCACGCAUGUUCGAGGCUGCCGAGCAGGGAAACGACUUCCUGCUCGACUCAGGCCCCGCGCGAAGGCGGCGGCGAGGUCGUCGCCAUGCAUCUACCGUUGCGCAGCUAAGAGACGAAGAGGACAUCGAUUCACUUCAGGAGAAAUUAGCCGCCAUUCCAGCGCAAGUGAAAGCUGCCAGGCGGAGACGGAAGUUGACUGAGAGCAUGAGCAUGAGUGCCGUGAGCGACGCUGUGGAUGGCGCUUCGAGUCCGCCGUCCGACGCAGGCCUGGUCAUAAGGAGAUACGAGCUUCUUGAGAAGCCUCUGAAGGAUCGAGAUCGAAACGCGCGGUUUGUGCGGACGACUGAUACAAGAAGUGUACCCAUCGAGGAAAAGGGCCCCAUUUUCAAGAAUAUGCACCCGACGCGGUCGAGCAUGAAACGACCAACGCAACUACUGCGCUCAAUUGACGUUGCAUCGCUGGUAGAUCCAGAGGCAGGUGGUCGACCUUCGAAGUUGGGAGGCAUUGAUCGAAUAUUACAAGCAUCCUUGAUGCAACACAAAUCCUCGGACUUCACUGUGCAUCACCGAGAUCCGCAAAAGAUCGCUGCAUCCGAAGAGCAUGCCGGUCCAGAUGCACAAGAAAAUUUUGAGGACCUCACCGAAAGGGCAGCGGAGCAUCGAUCGUUGCAAAGCGACAUGCUUGCCCUUCCAGAUUCAGACAUUUCAUCUUCGGUGCCGGGAGUGGGCUCGCUCGAUACUGACCUUGACACCUACGUCUCGCCGCUCUUCCCAGCAUCGAGCACUACCGAGCGACCCAAAACUGGAACAGCGUCAGUUGUGCCGUAUUCACUCAAGAGACCCCAGCCUGUUGAUACCGAAAGACCCCGACCUUCAGAUAUAGGUAAGCUUCUCGCACCGGAGCUCACCUCACCUGCCGCUUCUCCCGCAGAUCCAUCUACCGAUCACGAGAUGUGGCACGAUGUCCGGCGCGCACCGCAGGCGAAAGACCAGGAACUUACAACCACUUGGGACGGUUCAAACCCAAGCGAUGCGCAGUUCAAUGCAGUAGUUGAAAAGCGCCUCGCAUCAGAGACUGCCCUCGGUCUACAGCAAGCCGAGGAAUUCUUCCAUAGAUAUUACUUGCCUGCAAAGCACGGCAUAUUGCCCGCGGCCGCCACCCAGCUCAUUCACCGAUUUCUAGCAGCCGAGCCCACACGUCGUCAAGCGUUUCGCAUCUUCGGCCAUGUUCCGGCAGCGAAGAGAAGCACCGAGUUCCAGAGUUUCAUUUGCGCAAGACGAGUCAUGCAAUACAUGCUAAAGUUCUGCAUGAAUGGGACUGCGCCUUCAGUCUGGAUAACAGAGUAUUAUAAAAUAGCCGACAUUGUAAAGGGUGCAGGACUUCCUCUACAUGGCAGAUCUGUUGAGACCUUGCUGCGAGCGCUAUGCUCUUCUGGGCAACCCGUCGAAGCAGAGGCUAUCUAUGAGGACAUGGUCGCUAACUACGGGAUGGCGAGGGCAUUACAGUCCGAUCGAGUAGUUGCCAUCGGAUAUGCGAUGCAGCAUGAUUGGACUUCCGUGAACCGAAUCAUGGCGAGGCUGCAAGAAGAUGGAGUACCGAGAAGCCGCCCUAGCGGCUACUCGAUCACAUUUCAAAAGCUGUUUCGCGUCCACCUCCGCAAUCACAGUCUGGACGCCAGCUACGAGUACCUGAUCAAUGCUAUGGGAUAUUGGAAGCUUGUGCCCAAUAAUGUCAUCUCAUCGAUCCUCAUCACGGCUUGCAUCAGAGCACGGAGAUAUGAGCAUAUUCAAGAGUGGCUUGAAACCGUCCGUCAGAUGUGGCCUCGCCUUGCUUCAGUCACGAACUUCCAGUUAUUCGCCUACCAAGUCAGUCGGGCGUGGGCAGAAACCGGAGCCAGCUGCAUGGACAUUCGAAGUACGUGCCAAGCUCUGGCCCACAGCAGCCUCAGAGACCCGUUCUCAAAAUCUUUCCGCUCCAUGGCGAGGGAGGCGAUGUGUUCUGCUCUUCACCGUGCCUACAAAGGAGCAUUCGAAGGACUUGUACCUAUUCAGCAACUCGAGCCUGACCGCUUUGACCAAGCCAUGGAUCGUGUGACAGCGUCAUUACGGGACUUUGAUCGGCAAGGUAGCCUCGAUGAUUCUCGACGUACUGCUCUCGAAUAUCUGGAGCUGGAGCUUGGCGCAGCUCAAGACUUUCAAAGGAUUAUGCGUGGGCACGGUUCUUCGCUAUCAACUGCGAGGAUUCAGGCCAUCCAGAAUCCCAGCGAAGAUAAGUCCAGCUAUGCUCUGCAGGACUCCAGCGCGCUCCUGCAAGACAUCAAGAGCGAGGGACGCCUCACCUAUGGUAGACAUAAAAUUGCCUUCGUCGCCGAACGAUACGCUGAAAACUUUGCUGCGGGUCGUGCACCGCCACAUGGCAUUCUCAAAGCUGUCGUGGAAGAGAUGGUACUUGUGGACGAGCUAGUCGAAGCUGUCAAAUUGAUCCGCAGUGUUCACAGCAGUCGCUAUAUCACAGGACGGAACGGUGCGUUCUUCGAUGGAUCUGUAUACACCACGUGGCUUGAGCUAUGCGUGACAGUGGGCUCAUAUCUCGAAAGCACAGUGGCCAUGUGGGCACUUCUCGAUGCCAGUCGCAGCGUCACAAUCACAGCUGAGCACAUGAUCCUGGUCACAAACUGCAGUUCAAGUCUGUAUCAACCAGCAACGAAGCAUCACUCUAAUGUUGUGGAAGCUAAGAAGGAGAUGGAUUAUCUACACAGACGACUGGCACGUGUGCGGUGGAUGCAACGUGGAACCAGGUCACGAGAGCCCGGCGAUCGAGCCAUAGACCUGGUCUUAUCGACGCGUGGCAGUCGUGGCAGCAACAAGUCAAGAACAAGGUGCAUUGGCUGUAGAUGA